AGUGUACGAAUAGAAACGCAGGUAAGAUUGAAUAAACAAAAAUAUUUAAAUCCGCAUCUCAACUCAUUAAAUUGAAUGGGAGUGGGAAAAACGUCGACCCUGUACGCUUAUAUACAAUAUAUUGUUAUAAACUAACCAUUUUCUAUAAAACUGUCGCGCUCUCGCCAUCUACCAGGACAGGAUUCAAAUAUAAAAAUAAAUAUGUGUGUAAGAUUAGCAAAAUAUCUAUCGACAAAUAAAAAAAUUCUAUAAAUAAAUUCCAUACAAAUUUCAUUAGACGGGAAUCGUGAUAUUUUUAGUACGAAUUGUCCAAAGUUUUUUAGUAGAACUAAUACAGUGAUUUUUGUGUGUAGAUAAACUAUUUUAGAAGUGUAACGAUUUUAUAUGGAUAUAAAGGAUGAGUUUUUAUCAAAAGAAUGAAUUCCUAGGAGACGGCAGGACUGAAAGUUAUAGCAGUUUCGCAGGAGCAAUUAGCUCUCGAGAGCAGCUAACGCAUAAAGACAAAGAUAAUGGUAUAAAUCCUGUAGAAUUAAAAGACUUCCAGAAGUCCAUAGAAGCCGGCGAAUAUGACCCUUACAUCUAUAGAGAAGUAAAGCAUCCCACAACGAAUAUGGAAACUUUGUUUCACCUUCUUAAAGGAAGUUUGGGAACUGGCAUCCUUGCCAUGCCCUUAGCAUUUUACCAUUCAGGAUAUCUCUUAGGAAUCAUAGCUACAGCUCUUAUAGGACUUUUAUGUACGCAUUGUAUACACAUAUUGAUUAAAUGCGAAUAUGAACUAUGUAAAAGGAAGAAAGUACCUGUGAUGACUUAUCCAGCUACAGCUGAAGCAGCUCUUCAAGAGGGACCUGAGUUUUUUCAGAAAUUUUCUUCAAUAGCUCCGCAUAUGGUAAACAUAUUUCUACUGAUUUAUCAACUAGGUACAGGCACUGUAUACACGGUAUUUAUUGGUGAGAACAUAAAAGAAGUAUUAUUAUCCCAUGGUGUUUCGAUUGACUCACGGUGGGUGAUGUUUGCCGCUCUAAUGCCUCUAAUACUUUUAAAUUAUGUCAGAAAUUUGAAAUAUUUGGCUCCAUUAUCCACUACUGCUAACUUUGUGACAAUUGCAAGUUUUGGAAUUAUUGGUUACUACAUGUUUUCUCGAGAGUUUUCGUUUGAGGGAAAGGAAGCAUUUGGAGAAAUGAAAAAUUAUCCCUUGUAUUUCGGAACAGUUUUAUUUGCUUUAGAAGCAAUUGGUGUGAUAAUGCCGUUGGAAAACGAAAUGAAAACCCCACAAUACUUUGGAAGUACACUGGGAGUUUUGAAUAUUGGUAUGGCAGUCAUAGUAUUGUUAUAUACCAGUAUGGGAUUUUUUGGAUAUAUUGCUUAUGGGGACAAAGUCGGUGGAUCGAUUUCGUAUACAAUUGGAAAUGAAUUACCAGCUCAAAUUUGCAAAAUAAUGUUGUCAUUUGCAAUAUAUAUAACACAUGGUCUUCAAAUGUAUCCUGCUAUCGAUACAGUCUGGAAUCAAUAUUUAAAGACUUGGAUAGGCAAAAGUGAUCUUCUGUUAUUUUGGGAAUAUCUCACGAGAACUCUGAUGGUACUUUUUUGUUUUGGAUUGGCUAUAGCAGUUCCAUACAUCGAGCUGUUCAUAUCCCUAUUUGGUGCUUUAACACUUUCUGCUUUAGGAUUGGCUAUACCAGCAAUUCUAGAUCUCAGUACAUAUUGGGAUGAUUUUCAAGGAAUUAGAGGGAUUUUAAUAAUUAGUAAAAACUGCUUAAUCAUAUUAAUAGGUGUAUUUGGGCUUGUCAUCGGGACUACUACAAGUCUUGGCGAAAUCUACAAGAAAUUUGCGCCAACGUGACAUUUAUGUGAUAUAGUAUUGUUUGUAAAUAUUUUUUCGAUAAUGUGAAUAGUUUUUUUUUUAAUUUAUAAUAACAAUGUACAAAAUAUGGGCUAAUUGAGCUCUAUAAAAUAAGAAUAUAUAUAUAUUAAUUUUAUUUUGUAACUUAUCUCAUCGAAUUCAAAUUCUCUUUUAAUUAUAUUUAAUCAACGCUUCAUGUUGCUAUUUUUUUUUAAUCCUAACAACUCCUCAGUUUGGUCACAAAUGUGACAACAAACCACGAAAACAACACAAAAUAAGAAAUAAAAAUUUUUGUUAUAAAUAUUUGGGAAAAAAUAUGACUGAAGAUGAUAACUUGGUUAUCGAAACACGCGUCAGGCAGUGUAAUUGUGAGUGUUGAUAUAGUGUAAAUAGUGUGUUCAGGAUGAAUAUCACUAACGGUUCUAUAAAUUCCAACUCACUCCAAAUGUCUGUGGUAAAUGAAGUGUUGUCAUAUUGUUUCAGCAAAUUAGGAAUUUUUUUGUUAAUUUUGCAUAAAAUCUAGAAUCAAGUGAACACAUGAUUCUAGGAGAGGUUAUCAAACACUUCUCGAUAAUGUUGAAGUCUCUCUAUUGAAUUUCUACUGUGUGUCAAAACGAAUAUAAAUUGUUUUCAUCACCUUGUCCUAAUAUCAGUUAUUUAUUGAUAACAACAGAAAUUCUCUUACUAUACACUUGAUAACUAGGUUAAUAAUUCGUUUUAAUGAAAUAAAAAUAUAUAAUUUUCCAUUACACUACAAACCAAAUUCAAAUUGAUUUUUUUGCAAGUUGUAAUAUAUUUUUGACUUAGAGGCAACCGCCGUAAAAGUGUUGGCACUUGAUCCUGUAAUUUUAGACUAAAAUUUUAUUGGUUUUAUUAUUGACAAAAUCUUCUAUGUAUCCUUCAGUUAUAGUAGAACAUUCCCAAUUUCGAUAUUGCUUUAAAACACAUAUAUCUGAUAUCGCCUUCUGCAUUAGCAAGAAGAGUAGCUGAAGUUCUUCAAAACCAACAACCAAAGAAGAUAUCAUAGUUUGGUAAUUUUAGAAAUUAAGGUAUCAAAAUAGGCAUCUUACCAAUAAAAAUUUAUUUGAUAGAAAAUAAUUCCUGAAUCACCAGCAUUCCGAACACUGGAUAUACAAAUGAAGCUCGGUUUAUACAGAAUUAACAUGAAAUUAAUAAACUAAAUUACUAGUCCAAAGACUGAAACGUUUCUUGUAGUCUAUGCAGAAAAUCAACAAUAAAUUUAAAUUGAAAUUAAACUAAGAGUUCGCCUACUUUUAACUUCUUAGUUUAAUUCCUUAAUUUUGUGAGGUUAUGAGCACAAAAUACUUUAGGUCAGUCUGUAUUGGUGAUAUUGUUUUGUUUACAACAUCCUUGUUCUUUGGUUGUGUAAAUAUUAUUCGCGUUAUUACACCGAUUUCCUCCUUGAUGUUACAUUUUAAAAA
Diorhabda carinulata is the source of this 3282-nucleotide messenger RNA. Its product is annotated as proton-coupled amino acid transporter-like protein CG1139. The record is from RefSeq and is a predicted model, not a curated record. Gene Ontology annotation, molecular function: amino acid transmembrane transporter activity. Lineage: Eukaryota; Metazoa; Arthropoda; Insecta; Coleoptera; Chrysomelidae. Bases 398 to 1840 code for a protein of 480 amino acids. The transcript has 7 exons. Gene Ontology annotation, cellular component: vacuolar membrane. Gene Ontology annotation, biological process: amino acid transmembrane transport.